AUGGACGAGCAGCCCUUCCUGAUCCCCAUUACGGAUCGAGCCGCCUAUUUAGCACGUGUCCACAUCGGCACCACCAUACCUCUUCUCGCUCUCUGCCUUGUGCCCUUCUCCGCCCGGUUGUACAUCCGCGCUUGGCCGAUAUGGAGGUUCGGAUGGGAUGAUGCCCUCAUUGUGGCCGGCCUGGUAAGCUUUGCAUUGGCCAUCACCGAUUGGGUUUUAGUCUUGGGCGAGAUGUUCACAUCGCCUCAGCUCAUCACUGUGUCUAGAGCAACCAAUGCCACCAUGCUUGCCUACAUCGCCAUCCCCGUAUGGGGGCUCGCCAUGACGUGCAUCAAGGCGUCGGUCGCCCUCACGCUGCUGCGGCUUCCGCUGGAUCGCGUGUGGAUUAUAUCCCUCCGGGUUAUCCUAGCUGUUCUUGUCGUCUAUCUUGUCGGCGACACGGUCUACAUCUUCACCAAAUGUCGACCCCUACAGGCCAGCUGGGACUUUACCGUCGUGAAUCCGCAAUGCACCGACCCACAUACCGAUGUGAUAGUGUCCAGCAUAGCUACUGCCGUCAACAUCACCACCGACGUGCUAUUGUCGCUGGCGCCUAUGAUCACUCUCUGGAACGUGCGACGGCCCCUGCGCGAGCGCGUCCUCGUCUGCAUCCUGACGGGCAUGGGCCUCUUUGCGAGCCUCGUCUCGAUACUUAAGGCCGUCUUGAUCAUGUCGUGGGGAGACAGGAAUGUCGAGGAUCCCUGGGCGCUGGCCGUAUCCAUCUCAACCUACACCAUUGGCGAGCAAUUCCUCGCCCUGCUGGCGGCCUGCAGCCCGUCCCUCAAGGGCCCCAUCCAGAAGCUGCUCCGCAAGUUCGGCAUCCUGCUCACCCGAUACGAGACCAACAUCUCGUUCGUCCACAUAUCCCCGACCCGGAGGCGGCGGAUCGACGCCGAGUCCGGCAUCAGCAGCGGCCAGUACGAUGAGAUAGCGGACGGUGUAACGAGCGGCAAGCCGAGCAGAGCCGCGUCAACUUCGGGGGAAGCGUCGACGUCGACAUCGUCUUCAGCGGCGUCAGGCCAGGAUGACGCGCUGAAAAGUCCGGAUAUAAUUACUAAUCAUGUAUCAUAACACUGGCUGGGUUCAAACAUCAGAUCGCCAUUUCAGUGCUUCACAAGUAAUCCUGCGUGCCGUCGGGCACCCCAGCGUGACAAUUUGCGGCUGAUAUUACCAUAGCCAUCCAGACUAAGAACUGGCGGGGUCAAUCCUCCUUGUAUCCCUUCAAAUGCAACCCCCGCAUAAUCCUUCGCGCACCCCGGCGAAUCAUUAGUUUUAGGCAUACAAAGCCUUAUCAGAAUGCCGUGUCCGCUGACGUCCAUUGAUGAGCCUCUCAAAUGAACAGAAAGUAACAGCACGUUCCCCUAAAGGGAAGAUCUCCCCAUGUUGAAGACGAAAGCCAGCCGACGAUGAAUCUUGGUGCUGCUGCUUGCUGCUGCGCCGCAAUAUCAAUUAAUUGCCCUGCGGCUUGCUCCCGCGCAGGUGACCCCAGAUCUUUCACAGGGGGAAGGGGGGGAGCUUUGGAGUCGG
Lasiosphaeria miniovina is the source of this 1566-nucleotide messenger RNA. RefSeq lists its product as uncharacterized. Bases 1 to 1110 code for a protein of 369 amino acids. The transcript is spliced from 2 exons. NCBI's taxonomy places the organism in Eukaryota, Fungi, Ascomycota, Sordariomycetes, Sordariales, Lasiosphaeriaceae. The record is from RefSeq and is a predicted model, not a curated record.